Messenger RNA from Spodoptera litura, 2882 nucleotides. RefSeq names its product UDP-galactose transporter senju (gene senju). Lineage: Eukaryota; Metazoa; Arthropoda; Insecta; Lepidoptera; Noctuidae. Gene Ontology annotation, cellular component: Golgi membrane. Gene Ontology annotation, molecular function: pyrimidine nucleotide-sugar transmembrane transporter activity. The record is from RefSeq and is a predicted model, not a curated record. Gene Ontology annotation, biological process: pyrimidine nucleotide-sugar transmembrane transport.
CGUUUAUGAAGUCCGCUAGUUUUAUUUAGUAAUCUAGUGCUGGAAGAACUAGUUUUUGUUUAGUAUUCCUAGUUUUAGGCUUUUUAAUUAAAUGGGCGGAUAAUACGAUUUAUCAAUAUGCAUAUUAGACUCUAAGGCCUUAGAACUCGUAAGAAAUCAACUGUUAUUAAAGCCACUUCAUUCAUUAUUCACUACCAAACCAAGUUUUAGUAAUUUGAAGAAAAAUGAAACAAUGUUCUAAUUUAUUUCCUAAUAAAGAAGCUUUUAUUAUUUUUGCCCUAUACAUCAUUCUCUUUGUGUUUCAAGGUGUGUUUGUAACUGCAUCAAAAACAGAAAAUGGCGACUAUGACUACAAUACGACACUCGUGGUUUUCCUAUCAGAACUACUUAAACUGUUUGCAUCGGCAUUCUUAUACACGUACAAGAGAGACGUUUGUAGAAAAAGCAAUAAACCUUACGUGGUUUAUAUAAAUAAACCACAUCUGUUCAAGGCUAUUGUUAUGAACUAUGAGCUCCUGUUGAUGUACUUCAUCCCAUCACUGUUGUACUGCUUUUACAACAAUUUGGCGUUUAUAAACCUGUCCCACUAUGACCCCACUUCGUACUACAUUCUAUUGCAAUUCCGAGUGGUACUGACAGCUUUACUCUUUCAGUUCUUGUUCAAGAAGAAACUGGCUUUUAUGCAGUGGAUAUCACUGGGAAUACUGACACUUGGAUGCAUGAUUAAAAAUUUCGACGCCGCAUCAAUACAAUCGAAAGACGAGACCGAUCUUUGGUCACAAUUAUUCAAUAUUUAUUUCUUAUCUAUAAAUUUCCAAAAUUUCUGUUCUUGUCUGGCUGGUACAUACAAUGAAUAUUUGUUGAAAACGAAAGGUUCUAAUGUUGAUAUAUUCUUACAAAAUGUGUUCAUGUAUCUGGACUCUGUCCUCUGUAACUUCUUUAUUUUAAUGUUCAAAGGUGAAUUGGGAACAAUAUUUGAAGAUUUCAGUUCAUUAGGUAACAUUUUUGUAAUACUUAUAACCAUAAACAGUGCUGUGGUUGGCAUAGUCACAAGUUUCUUUUUGAAAAAUUUAAAUUCCAUUUUGAAAACAUACGCAAGUGCGUUAGAGUUGGUAAUAACAGCUGUAGUAUGUUACAUACUAUUUAGUAUUGUGAUAACACCGUUUACCGUGUUAUCAAUUUGUCUAGUCAGUAUCGCUGUUGCUAUGUAUUUUAAAAAUCCAGUAAGUAAUGUCACAAUGAAUUUAAGUGAUGCUAAGGAUAAAGAACCGCUUUUAGAAGUAACUUCAAAAUAAUUAAAUAAAUUAGAUCUUAAACUAAUUGUGUCAUAGUUCCUUAUGAAAUUAGAUCUUUUGUAAUAUUACAACCCUAUGAAACUAGUUAUAUCGAGUGGAGUGUAGUAAUAAAUUAUCAAUUAAUCAAGUAUAAAAUAGUUGAUUCCCCAUAUUACCAGGGAUAAGUUUUUUAAACCCAACAUAUCAGAGCUAAGCUAUCAGAUAUCCAGAUACACGUAUUUGUACUGAAUGAUUUCAUAAAAUUAAAUAUGUCGCAAAUUGAAGCUCAGUUUUUAUUAUAUACGAUAGUACACAAUUUAAACAGUAUUAUGUACGAGUUUUUAUUUUAAUAACAAAUUCUAUUGUAAAUAUAAUUUGCAUACUUACAUUGGUAAGUUACCACUUAUCAAAUUUUAAGUGCUCCUAUAAAAUAACAAUCGAUGUAACUCGUAGGAAUUGAUGCAUAUUAGAUUUUAUAAUAAUUAUGUAUACCUACUAUAAAAUUUUAAAAUUUUUAACUUGUAAUAUUGAGCAUGUAAGUUUGAAUGCCCCACGUUGCGAACGACAAUUUUGGAUGAAGUAACACAUUGACUACUUAUAGAAAUAAUUAUUAUUUAUCAUUUAAUUGUAACCAUAAUUUUUCCUACGCCCAUAAAUUUUACUUUUCUGCUUAUGUUAUACCUCAACUCAUUUUUAUUAAAUCCGUUUGUAAACGAUGAUCUUGUUGUAUGUGUAGGUAUGAUAAAAUAUCAUAAAAUAAAUUAUCGCAUCAACAGUCAAUACUCGAAAAUAGCUCUCUACAUGAGUAUGUUCUCGUUUGAAAGUUUCUUGAAAUACAUAGAUCUAUUUUUUCUAAAAUGUAAACGAAAUUAAAAUUUUUGGGCUAGAUUGAAUUUUUUACCGUAAGCGGUAGCAUGCAUUCUGAGUAGAUGGCUAACGCUAAUUACAGCUAUAUCUGUAACGAUUUUGUAAGGACGAAGACGCGACGUCUAGACGAUAAAUUAUUCUACCACGUACAGUGCCGCUACUGCUUUACCGGUACAUAAUUAUUUGUAUAUCUUAUGAGGAAUAUAUCUCACUAGAUCAUGAUGUAUAACAUCAGUUAAGUACUCUAAACUUGACAGAUUUGUCUCAUUCUUAGAUAAAAAUUAAGUUCGUCAUCUUAGAUUAUACUUAUCAAAAUAGUUCAAAGUGCAACCAAAGUUAUUAUAGAUACAGAUACAUUAUGACAGCCUACCCUUAUCACAAUACUCUAGGACUCUUACUUCUUAGCACUAAUUUUGUGCAAGACUGGCCAAAUUAAAAUUUAUUGUACUAAACGCUCUUUUUUAUAUCGCAUUGGAAAUCCUCAUGGCCUGUCUACGUCUUGAAUACGACGGGGUGUAUGACUCUUACCGGCUAAAACCACGGUGUUCUUCCUCUGCCUAUCAUUAUGGACUUACCGUACGCGGCAGGCCUCGACCCACCGCUGUAUUUCCGCGGCAGGUCUGCCACGUUAGGUACUAAACGCGCUGGCUACUGAUAUCUACAUAAUUAUAAAUCAUAUAAAACAAUAUCCAUGGGAUACACAACUAUUUCAAUUUUGUUAUAUCAUCAUUCUAUCUCUAU